CUAACAGAACGAAACGGGGAGGGACCUACCUGAAGGUGUCCAAUAGAAACAACUGUUUGAACUAAUAAUCAUGCCUACUGCGGUCGGUGAGUCCUGACAUCACCGAGACAUUGAUAUGGCAAUACUACUCUUGGAAACAUUCUAGUCUGUUUCGGACGGACAGCAUAAGCAACAUCAUGUCGUUUAGCUGGUCAGCAAAAGACCACAAGAGUUAUACAAAUCCACCCUCCAACCCAACCCAAGGGCUGAAGCGGCCACGGAACGAAACAGGGAACAAAGUGAUAGUAGUGCUCGGUGCGCAAUGGGGAGAUGAAGGCAAAGGAAAAGUCGUCGAUUUAUUGGCGACUGAGUCUGACCUUGUUUGCAGAUGUCAGGGCGGUAACAAUGCAGGCCACACAGUGGUAGUGGAAGGCAAAGAGUAUGACUUCCACCUUCUCCCCAGUGGAAUUAUCAACCCCAAAAGUAUAUGUGUCAUUGGUAAUGGCGUAGUCAUACACCUACCAGGUUUGUUUGAGGAGGCGGAGAACAAUGAGAAGAAAGGUCUCAAAGGCUGGGAGAAGAGACUAAUAGUCUCUGACAGAGCUCACCUUGUGUUUGAUUUCCAUCAGGUUGUGGAUGGGAUUCAGGAGACCCAGAGACAAGCAACAGAGGGAAAGAUAAUUGGAACAACCAAGAAAGGCAUUGGACCCACCUAUGCCAGCAAGGCAUCUCGCACAGGACUGCGUGUCUGUGACCUGCUGGGAGACUUCAAGGAGUUCUCUACCAAAUUCAAGAACCUUGUCGAACAGUACCAGUCCAUGUACUCAUCCCUGACAGUUGAUACUGAAAGUCAGCUGAAAAAACUGAAGGAGUAUGGAGAGAGGUUGCGGCCGAUGGUUCGGGAUGGAGUCUAUUACAUGUACGAGGCUCUUCAUGGACCCCCAAAGAAAAUUCUGGUGGAAGGGGCCAACGCUGCCCUCCUCGACAUUGACUUUGGCACAUAUCCUUUUGUGACCUCAUCAAACUGCACCGUUGGUGGGGCAUGCACUGGUCUUGGCAUCCCUCCCCUGAAUAUUGGUGAAGUGUAUGGUGUAUCAAAGGCCUACACCACCAGGGUGGGAAUUGGUGCCUUCCCCACAGAACAACUCAAUGUGACAGGUGAGCUGCUGCAGACAAGGGGUCAUGAGGUGGGCGUGACCACAGGCAGGAAACGUCGCUGUGGCUGGCUGGACCUGGUCAUCCUGAGAUACGCUCACAUGAUCAAUGGCUUCACUGCCAUUGCUUUGACAAAACUUGACAUCCUUGAUGUGCUGGAUGAGAUCAAAGUAGGAGUGGCCUACAAAAUCAAUGGCAAAAGAAUUCCCCAUUUCCCAGCUGACAUGGAGCUGUUGCACAAAGUGGAGGUAGAGUAUGAGACCUUCCCCGGCUGGAAGAGUGACACGUCUGCAGCCAGGAAGUGGAAUAAUCUCCCCCAGAAGGCUCAGAACUACAUCCGCUUUGUGGAGAACCACAUUGGAGUACCCAUUAAGUGGGUCGGUGUAGGAAAGUCCAGAGAGUGCAUGAUCCAGAUGUUCUAGAGAGUUUACCUCCUCUCUCCUCAAGAUGGACGCACAAAGAUAUGGCAUGAUGUGACAUAUGUUUGCAACCCCCAAACUGUCAAAUAUUGGGAAGAAAAAAAAACUUAUGCCAACAGAUUUGUGUAGCUUUGAAACAAUGUUGACUGGUAAUGUUGGUAACUUUACAUCUAUCUAUGCAGUACUUCUCAUCAGUAAGUUGCCUUGUGAUGAUGUCGGCCAGAAAGUCCUAUUACUGACCAAGGAGUAAAUCUUACCUUGUGCCACACAACAAACAUGAAAGAUAAAAACACAUCCAAUAACUUUUCCUCCUGUGUAACCUUACCUGCCUUACAUCUACUGUUUCAGUCUUCUUUACUCAUUUAUCACACCAGCAGACUACACAUAUUUUGUAUCAACCAGCUGUUUGUUUGCACAUGUUUAGGAGUGAAACAGUGUAAUAAAUAAUUGUCAUCCUUGUAAAUGCAAGUCAUUUUGUAUUAGGCUAAUAUGGAAUUUGAUUUGUCUUUGCUAGCUACAAUUUCAUAAGCAAGACCUAACAAAGCAUGAGUAAAUGAGAUGCUGCCUCACUGGAAGCUUCAAAAUAAAACGUAUAUGAUAGCUACAUAACUUGGUAUUUUUACAUUUUAUGCAUUGAGGAAUGAUAGUAUGUAACUAGUAGUGAUAUUAAAACGUGAGUUUUCUUAAACAUUGUAACAUUGUAAUGGAAUUUGAUUUGUCUUUGCUAGCUACAAUUUCAUAAGCAAGACCUAACAAAGCAUGAGUAAAUGAGAUGCUGCCUCACUGGAAGCUUCAAAAUAAAACGUAUAUGAUAGCUACA
This is a messenger RNA of Oncorhynchus kisutch (coho salmon), 2373 nucleotides long. RefSeq names its product adenylosuccinate synthetase isozyme 1 C. Gene Ontology annotation, cellular component: cytoplasm. Gene Ontology annotation, molecular function: adenylosuccinate synthase activity; GTP binding. The transcript has 13 exons. Gene Ontology annotation, biological process: 'de novo' AMP biosynthetic process; IMP metabolic process. The coding region runs from base 177 to 1556 and encodes 459 amino acids. The record is from RefSeq and is a predicted model, not a curated record. Lineage: Eukaryota; Metazoa; Chordata; Actinopteri; Salmoniformes; Salmonidae.